AUGUCCAGUGCUGACGCUUCCAAUAGCAAUAAUACAAGCAAAACAGAUGAAUAUAUUAAACUUAGGGUUGUUGGUCAAGACAAUAGUGAAGUACAUUUCAAGGUAAAAAUGACGACAUCAAUGGGAAAAUUGAAAAAAUCAUAUGCUGAACGUCAAGGCGUUGCGGUUGGUAGUUUGCGGUUUUUAUUUGACGGUAAACGUAUAAAUGAUGAUGAAACACCGAAACUUCUAGAAAUGGAAGAUAAUGAUACCAUUGAUGUAUAUCAAGAACAAGUUGGUGGCUCAUGUUAA
Molecule: messenger RNA, 291 nt
Organism: Rotaria socialis
Lineage: Eukaryota; Metazoa; Rotifera; Eurotatoria; Philodinida; Philodinidae
Source: the annotation of a GenBank genome assembly